Molecule: messenger RNA, 2331 nt
Organism: Huiozyma naganishii CBS 8797
Lineage: Eukaryota; Fungi; Ascomycota; Saccharomycetes; Saccharomycetales; Saccharomycetaceae
Exons: 1
Coding region: 1-2331 (776 amino acids)
Biological process (GO): protein deubiquitination
Cellular component (GO): cytosol; nucleus
Molecular function (GO): cysteine-type deubiquitinase activity; cysteine-type endopeptidase activity
Source: RefSeq, a predicted model, not a curated record
AUGCUGAAAAGGCUGCUAUCUGUCAACAGAUCGCAUAAACAUAAGGAUAACUCCCCCGAGAGUAAAGUUGCGGGCAAUGGGAAGCCCAAACGAUCUUCUACCAUAUCGAAGCGUACGGCUCCUCGAGAUCAUAUCCCUAGAGCCAUACCUGUAGACAACUUUCCAAAAAAUGGAGAUAAUAAACAGGGUGUCGAGGAUUCUCAAGGGAACGAGCCUACUGUGGUUCGAUUAGAUGAUUUAACAGGGAGCAGCCCUGGUGAUAGUGCUGCUGGAGGUAUUCCCAAAGAAGAGAUUAAACUACCCCAGGAUUUGAACGUUUCAUACACAUUUUCGACAUGGUCGCCCGCCACUGAUCAAGCGACAGCAGGUAGCAUGCCGGCACAGGAGAUAAAUGUGACCCCACCAAUCAGCUCAAACACAAUAUCGUUGGAACCACGAGUAAGCAAGGGACUCCCAUUUGGUGACGGUUCCAAUAAAGUGUUUGGGUAUGAGAACUUUGGAAACACGUGCUACUGCAAUUCGGUACUACAAUGCCUGUACCAUCUUCCAGAGUUUAGGCUGCGGGUGCUCGAGUACCCUGAAAAGCCAGAGGAGCAAGAGAGACAUAGAAAAAGGGCCAUGGUCGGGAAACAUCCGCGGUUGUUUACUCGAGAAAGUUUUCAGACCACUGAUAAUUUGCCGAAAAACGCAGGUAAAAACAGUAGGAGCGCUUCUUCCAACAGCGAAGACAGUAAUAUGGGAAACGGUAACGCUGGGGAAGCUUCUUCACAUCAUCUUCACCAUUUUGGGAAUCACUACGACAACAAAAACAAGAGAAGCUCAUUUAUCUCCUUCGGUAGGCAUGGAUCAGAUAAUUCCAAAGCAUCCAAAAACGAACAAGCUAUUGAGGACGACCAAAAGAUUGAGCCAGUGCAUUCGGUGAUCAUGGCUGCUGAUAACAUCACAGAGAAACUGCAUGAAGGCUGUCGAACUAUUAUAGUAGGCAGAAAAUCCCUACCGUCAUCGAUCAAACUAAACAGUUCUUGGGAGAGGGAAAAUGCGUCCUCCUUAGAGCCACGCAAUAACAACGGCUACAGCAUUAACAGUAACUCGAAUAGUGCGGAUCCAUCAGCGGGUGCAAACACAGCAAAAUCGCCAAUCCCUGCCGAUGUGUACACGAGUGAACAGCGGAAAAAGAAUGCGUUAAUAACAGGCCCAGUCUUAAACAUCGAUCACAUGGUAGCGGUCACAGCGAAACCGAACCUUUACAAUACACUAAAGGAGAUCUUUGAAUGCAUAACGGAGAAUGAGAAUUAUACUGGCGUAGUAUCACCAACGCUGUUUGUAAAGACACUAAAGAAAGAAAACGUUUUGUUCAACACACAAAUGCAACAGGAUGCACACGAAUUUCUCAACUUUCUGCUGAACGACUUGAACGAUUAUUUACAGUCUCGCGGACAAACGUACAUUCUGAAUCAGUUCCAGGGUACGGUCACUAACCAAAUAAAAUGUCUAACUUGUGAUACUAUCACAUCAAGCAGUGAGCCGUUCCUGGAUUUUCCUAUUGAGGUCGAAGCUGACGAAGAAAAGUACAUUCAGAAUGUGAUGGAGCACUACCAGCAGCGAGAACUUUUGAGAGGUUCUAAUAAAUUUUACUGUAACGAAUGUUGUGGUCUGCAAGAGGCAGAACGACUGGUCGGUUUGAAAAGCUUGCCCAAAACUUUAUCUCUGCAUUUAAAACGGUUUAAGUACUCAGAGGAAAAGAACGCCAACGUUAAGUUGUUUAACAAAAUCCAUUAUCCUUUGAUUCUGAAUGCCUCCUCCACAUUCGACUCAUCGGUUUCUAAAUCAUAUAGGCUUCAGGGGGUAGUAGUUCAUAUGGGGAACGGACCUCAUCAUGGACACUACGUCUCCCUAUGCCAUACUGAGUUAUUUGGUUGGUUGCUCUUCGAUGACGAAACCGUGGAGUCUGUGGAUGAAAGUUAUGUCCUCGAUUUUGUUGGAAGUCACGAAAGUCCCACAACGGCUUACGUUCUUUUUUACAGUGAAAUUGAUGGCUCAGAGAGGGCUGUGCAAGAAAUACCUGCUGUAUAUGAGAGGGACCUUUUCGAAGCCACUAUUAAAAAGCUUAUAUCCCUAGACAACGAAGUCAAAAGGAAACAAUCAGAGGACAAACGGCAGGAGGAACAGAAUUUAGCUAAGGCAAGACAGGCCUUGAUUCAAGAUGCUGACCAGGCGAAAGGAGCAGGACUCCGUAAAGGUAAACCCCCGGCAGCUCCUCAGGGUCGCAGUAAAUCAACAUCAUCGAAAACAUUUAAAAGAAAAUCAAUAAUGAGCUUUAUCAAGAGUUAA